AUCGAGUACAAUUCUUCUCUCUGAUCGAGCUAUUUUAGAAUCGGAGUACAGUUCUUCUCUCUGAUUGAGCUAUUUUAGAAUCGGAGUACAGUUCUUUCCUUGAUCGAUUAAGAAUUCUAUGCCAAAGUUUGAGUCUUUAAGCACCAUUCAAUUGGAGCCCUAGAAUUGGAAUCGGAGUACAGUUCUUCUUUGAGCACCAGCCCCUAAAAUCCAAUUGAGCUUACUCGUCGCUAUUUCAAAAUCCUGUUAAUAUCAAUUCCGUGAUAAAGCUGCAGCCUUUGCCAGUUGCCACCACAUUAGUUCAGCAAGACUUGUGAGUGCUGGAGAUGAAGAAGCAUAAGGCCGAUUUAGAUAGACAACAAAACCCACGAAAACGAAAGGUGGAACAUGAGGAGGAGGAAGAAACUGAUGCUUUGCUUACUAAGAAACAAAAUGCUGCUGCUACUGUUAAGAUUGAUGAUUUGCCCGAAGAUAUUCUUAUUCAUAUUCUGUCUCGUAUGAGCAUUAAGGAUGCUGUGAGGACUAGUGUUCUCUCUCGUAGGUGGAGAUAUUUAUGGAUGUAUAUAUCUCAGAAAUUGGAAUUUGACGAUCGGUAUGAUAGGAAUAUUACUCUAUUGGAUGAUGCUGAUGAGAGAUCGGGAAUUGUAAUUAAAAGGAAAAAGUUUAAAACCUGGGUAAAACAUAUCCUGAAGUUGCAUCGGGGUCAAAGAGUUGAUAGCCUAGUUAUUCGUUUUACUAAUUUACGUUUAAGAUAUCUGUCUAGUGACAUUGAUAGUUGGAUAUACUUCGCCGUGGAGAAGGAAGUAAAACUGUUUGAAUUGAAUUUGUCGGUUGAAGAUGGUUUCCAUUGUAGUUAUAAGUUUCCUAAUAUUGAUAAGUUACGUUCCCGCGAGGUCAAGGUUAAGUCACCUGUUUUUGGCUCACUAAGAUCGCUUAGGUUGGUCGAUGUUGAUAUAGAGGAUGAGGUGGUUAAGUAUUUGUUAGCUUCUUGCCCUUGUGUCGAAUAUUUAUGCAUAAGGGCCUCUAAUACAACGAAGAAUCUUGAAGUUGUUGAUCCAUUACCAAACUUGAAGGAAUUGGAAAUAUCGGAUUGUUGCAACCUCGAAAGUUUAGAUAUAUCUGCUAAUAAUCUUGUCUCGUGUACAUAUCAAGGAAAAAAAAUCAGAUCGCCUUUCAAGAAAACUCCAAAUCUAACCGAGUUAACACUUGGUGGGGAGUUUUGUCAUUCCUUCAUUUUUGAACCUAAUAAACACUCGAGUUAUUCAGCUCAAUUGGUGAAGCUUGUAUUGAAUCUGAAAACAAUGGCUCCUGAAAGAACAAAUGUUCCUUGUGAUUUGCCCCAAUUAGACUCUCUCAAACGGCUGGAAUUGAAUACUGUGACGAAAACUGACGAAAGCUUUCUCUUCUUCUUAUCAUUGAUCAAGGCAUCUCCUAACUUACAUGAAUUUAAAAUCAAGUUAGUCUACUUACUACUCGAUUUCCGGCUUCCAGGAUCAAUUCGGUUUGUACAAAGGACGCCAUUUCCUGAAGUAACCCCAGAAAAUGCUAAAUGUUUUACUCACAACAAUCUUAAGGUGAUUGAAUUGGUUGGGUUUAUUGGAUUAGCAACUGAAACACCGUUCAUUCAGAGACUAUUUAACGUGGCCCCACUAGUUGAGAAGGUCUUGUUCGAUACACCGAUUGGUUAUUAUCGUUUUCACCCGCUGAUAGAUAGUGUUGCAGCAAGUGAAGGUACGAUUCCAUGGCUGAUUAAUCCUUGCGCGAGUCACAACGCGAAACGUUGGGCAAUGGAUGUGAAGAAGAAUAUUUGUUCCCCUAGAAUUAAUUUUGUUAUAUUAUGAUAGAGACGCAUCCUUAUUUAUUUUGAAUUUUGAUCCGUAAUCGACAAUAUUCAAUGUUCAUCUAGUUUUUGAUAAUUUAUUGUUAUUAUUAUUAUUAUUUUUAUUUUUUAUUUUUUGUGAUAAAAUAUAGUUUUGUGGUAACUUGAUGAGAUUUUUUUUUCUCGCACUUCUUUGUACCCUCAUUUGUGAUAAAAAUGAAGUUGCCU
This is a messenger RNA of Erythranthe guttata (spotted monkey flower), 2047 nucleotides long. RefSeq names its product F-box/FBD/LRR-repeat protein At1g13570. Gene Ontology annotation, molecular function: protein binding. NCBI's taxonomy places the organism in Eukaryota, Viridiplantae, Streptophyta, Magnoliopsida, Lamiales, Phrymaceae. The record is from RefSeq and is a predicted model, not a curated record.